GGUCGAGCAGCGAUACACUUUGCGGCAGGCUCAGCUAAAGAUGACAUGAUGAAACUAAUGGUUCUCAAGAAAGCUGAUGCUACCAUUCACGGAGGGGAUCUACACCAGCUCCCCCUACACAUAGCAGCAUCACGAAGCAGCGGAGGUCUUUCAUUGGUCCAGCAACUCCUACGCAUAUCAGGCAAAGAGGCGCGACUCGCUAAAGAUGCGGAUGGCUCAAUACCUCUCUUCCUAGCUGUCCUGGCAUCCAACAUCGCUGUUUGUAAAGAACUGCUUUCAAACUUCAAAGAGGAUCAGUUAAAACAUUCAAGGGACGAGGAUGGGGAUACGGUCCUUCAUUUAGCCUGUAGAAAGAAAGAUCUAGAUAUCAUUAGAUUAUUUGUUGAUAAUGGAAGUCCUGUUGAUAUUCAAAAUCAAGAUGGCCAUACACCGCUUCAUAUAUCAGCCAUGUCUGGUGACGAGAAUGCCUUGAAAUACCUGUAUCAGAUGAAAGCUAAUCCAAAUAUCUAUGACAAGCUUGAUAGAUCGCCUUUGCAUAUAGCAGCCGAGAGCGGUAACACUGGAGUUGUCGAGCUCCUCGUUGAUAAAUUCAAAGCAAAUGUCUCUGCUCGAACAAAAGAUGGCAGCACACUCAUGCACAUUGCAUCCCAAUGUGGUCAUCCGGAAACUGCUCUGGCAUUUCUUAAGAAAGGAGUUCCUCUUCACAUGCCAAACAAGGCUGGUGCAGUUUGUUUACAUGCCGCUGCCAAGAGAGGGCACACUGGUGUUGUCAAGGCGCUGUUACAAAAGGGAGCAUUAGUCGAUGCUAGAACAAAGGAUAACUAUACAGCUCUUCAUAUAGCAGUCCAGCAUUGUAAACCAAUGGUAGUUCAAACGUUACUUGGCCAUGGGGCUCAGGUUCAACUAAAAGGAGGAAAGGCUGAAGAGACACCUCUCCAUAUAGCAGCCCGUAUCAAGGAAGGUGAGAAGGUAGCUGAGAUGUUACUCAAGAGUGGUGCUGAUGUUAAUGCUACUAUGACGAAUGGAGAGACAGCAAUGCAUAUAGCCUGUCGACAUGGUCACAUCAAGAUGUUACAGGCUUUAUUAGAAGAUGGAGCUGAUGCUGUCUGCUUAUCUAAGUCAGGUGAGAAUUCCAUUCAUAUAGCAGUGCGUCACUCCCAUCAUCCCAUCGUAAAGUUACUCAUCGACUUCCUCCAUAAUGAUAUGUCAAGAUUGGAUGCUAUCAUGGCCGUCAAUGAACAGAGUUCGGAAGGGGAAACCCCUCUUCAUUACGCUGCUGAGAUCACCCAAGAGAUGAUCCAUUAUCCUGGUGAAGAUGCUGAUAUCGUCAAACUGCUUCUUGAUUAUGAAUCUGACAUCAAUAUCAUCACAAAACUAACCCAUGAGACCCCAUUGCAUUACUGUGCCCGAGCUGGGAAUGCCAACAUCCUACUCAAAAUGGUGGAACACCUUGGACCAAACAUGACACAACUAGCUGUUAAUAAACAAAGCAAGAAUGGUUGGUCACCUUUACUAGUAGCUGCUGAAGAAGGGCAUGAGGAGAGUGUGAGGAUACUACUACAACAGAAUGCAAGAGUGGAUGUCUUUGAUGAGCAUGGUAAGGCAGCGCUUCAUCUAGCAGCUGAGAAUGGCCAUCAGGUGGUAGCGGACAUCAUGCUCUGGCAUAAAGCUUUUGUAAAUGCCAAGUCAAAGAUAGGAGUGACACCCCUUCAUCUAGCGGCUCACAAUGGUCAUAAUGAUUUGGUUAAUCUCCUCAUUCACAGUCAUGGGGCUGCUAUCGAUGCUCUCUCAUUGGCUAAGAGAACUGCCCUUCAUUUGGCUGCUCAAAACGGUAAACUACAAGUGUGUGAGACUCUGCUCAAGCUCAAAUCAGACUCCAAUGCUGCUGAUAUAAUCAAAAUAGACGACAUUCAUGGACAAACACCUCUCCAUCUAGCAGCAGAGAAUGAUCACGCUGAUAUUGUUAAACUUUUCCUUAAACAUAAGUCAGAACUUGUCUCUAUGGCUAAUUCUGAGGGUAAUACGUGUGCUCAUAUAGCAGCUUCCAAAGGGAGCGUUGCUGUCGUCAAGGAACUAUUGAGGUUCAACAGGAGCGGGGUGUGUGCUACCAAGAAUAAAACAAAUGACUCUACAGCCUUACACCUUGCAGCUGGUGGAGGUCAUAAGGAGGUCGUAAGGGUUCUCUUAGAUCAUGGAGCAUCACCAACAGAAGAAAAUGCUGAUGGUAUGACAGUAAUCCAUCUCGCAGCAAGGAACGGCCAUGUUGGAAUCCUAGAAGCUUUGAAAGGCAAGGUAUCGUGGAAGGCACCUAGUGUUAAGAUUGGUCUUACCGCUCUGCACAUCGCAGCUCACCAUGGUCAGAUUGACUUUGUACGUGAAAUGCUUCUCAAAGUUCCCGCUACCAUCCGAAGCGAACCUGCCUCGGAACACUGCAGUAUCAAAGAAAUCUUUGCUCAAGACCAUGGUUUGACACCCCUUCACCUAGCUUCUCAUUCUGGUCAUGAAGGUUUGGUUCGUUUGUUACUCAACUCAACAGGAGUACAGCCAGACGUCCCGGCAGCAAUACAGGGCACCAUACCUCUUCAUCUUGCUGCCCAGAAUGGUCACACUGCAGUUGUAGGUCUACUUCUCAGCAAGUCAACAACACAACUACACGUCAAGGACAAGAGAGGGCGCACUGGUCUUCAUCAAGCUGCCGCUAAUGGUCACUAUGAUAUGGUAGCUCUUCUUCUUGGUCAAGGCUCAGAUAUAAAUACUUGUGACAAGAAUGGAUGGACUGCUCUUCAUUUUGCAUCUAAGGCUGGAUACCAAGAUGUAGUGACCCUACUGGUUGACAGUGGAGCUUCCCCUAAAUUUGAGACCAAGGAUGGGAAAGUCCCUAUUUGUUUCUCUGCUAGUUCCAACCAUCAUGGUGUUCUAAGCUACCUGAUGAAGAAAGAUCACAAUACAACGCACCUCAUGGAUGAUAAGAAGUUUGUGUUCGACUUGAUGGUAUGUGGUAGAUUCAACAACAAUGCUUCUGUCCGAGAGUUUGUUCUGCGAUCACCAGCUCCCAUCGACACUGCGGUCAAGCUUGCCAAGAACUUUAGACAUCAAUCUGUGAAAGAGAAAGAGAGGGCCAGGGAUCUUCUGGAGGCUUGUUCAUUUUGUGAGACAAUGGCUGUGGAUCUUAUUUCAAUCACAUCAAGCACCACUAGUCCUGGUGUCUUGCUCAGGGCUGUAGAUGAAAGGAACAUUCCAUUCCUCGAUGUUCUCAUGGAAUGCCAGCAGAAGGAUGUCGUUGCUCACCCAUCAGUCCAGAAGUACCUCUCAGAUGUAUGGGUGGGUAAUCUCAACUGGGCCAGCUGGAAGAUAGUUCUACUCUUCUUUGUCCUGGUGAUAUUCCCUCCAAUUUGGGUCUUCUUCUCACUCCCGCUGAAACACCGCUUCAACAAGCUUCCCAUCAUUAAGUUUAUGACAUACCUUGUCUCUCACAUCUAUCUUAUCAUCCUUCUCAUCCUUACGACUGUCAUUACACCAUUCAUAGAGAGCUUCAUUGAAAACCCGAGUCUCGUACCAACCUGGUAUGAAUGGCUUCUUCUCCUGUGGCUCUCUGGGUUGUUGGUCACAGAGGUCACCAACCCUGGAGACAGACAAGGGCUUGGUUGGAUACGUGUCAUCAUCCUGGCAUUUUCCUCCGUUGCCUGCAUGCUGCAUCUGGUGGCUUUACCGUUUGACGACAACACCAAGCGACUGCUGGUCUACAUCCGCAACCAGUUCUUUGCCUGGUGUGUCCUCUUCUGCUUCGCCCACAUCCUUGAGUUCUUGUCCUUCCAUCAUCUGUUUGGUCCUUGGGCGAUCAUCAUCAGAGACCUUAUCAAGGAUCUUGUCAGGUUCAUGGUGAUCCUUCUCAUCUUCUUAGUUGGAUUCAUGCUUCAUCUUGCUGCUGUCUACCAACCCGUCUACCCUAAAGCAACAAACAGCACCGCUGCGGACAAUAUCAUCCAGACCCCGGCAGACACCUUCGCCAUUCUUUUCUUCUCGCUCUUCGGACUAGUCGAGCCUGAGGCCUUACCGGCCAUCACUCGGCACCCGACCUUCACCUUGACUCUGAUAAAGAUCGUUUUUGGUACAUACCUGAUUGUGACUCUGAUUGUUCUGAUCAAUCUGCUCAUUGCUAUGAUGUCUGAUACCUACCAGCGUAUCCAAGCACAGUCCGACAAGGAGUGGAAGUAUGGUAGAGCUCAGCUCAUCAGGAAGAUGAACAAGACCUCAGCAACACCAUCACCGCUUAACCUCUUCACCAAGCUCUACUGGUAUAUCAAGGCAGCAUUUAAACACAAAGGUAAAAUCUGCUCAGCCCAAGUCCGAGAUCUGAUCAACGAAGAGGAGGAGCUAGAUGCACUCUCAGAUUCCAAAUCAGUAGACAUGUUUGGCCAUUCCUCACAUUGGCUUCGGAAUGUUGUCAGGAGGAAUACUCAAGUUGCUCCCGAAGAUGGCUAUCUACGUCAGAACCAAAAUGACGGUCCAGUCAGGAUCGAGAACAUUGUGGACUGGGACUCGGUGGUCCAUCGCUAUCUGGCUAUCAAAGGUCAAGAAGAGGAUGGUGACCUUGGAAUGACCUUCGAUGAGGAGGAGAGGUCACAUGAUAUCAAAGUGACCAAUCAGAAUGAACACACUCCAAAGACCAAUGGCAUCAAAUCUAACCAUGUUGCAUGAGGUCACAUGAUGGAGGUUAACCAAUCAUGAUAAUAGUUUUUUUAUAAGUCAACUUGGCAAGAUAGUGUUUCUCGCCAUCUCGACAAGUUGAUAGCACUGUACAGCUUCCGUACGGUCCCAUGCAUACAGUGUUCAUUUUUAGGCAUUGAUAUUGUUGCGCAAGGAGCUCCGAGCUCUAGCCAGGGCCCUUUACCAUUAAUGUCACUACUAGCGAAAUUACCCUAAUGUGAACAAAGCUAUUAUGCAGUGUGUCAUCCAAUCCAACUUGGCAUGUGGUUAUUCCUGGAAAUGCCUUCCUGAUAAUAGUUAUUUUCAUCAUUUUGUGGAUCCCUUGACUAGUAAAGAACAAAAUAAAAUAGUUGUCAGAAGAGCUUCGAGCAGUUUAAAAAUUGAUUUGUUCAAAAUGAGCAAAGAAUAAUUGAUUUGUUCAAGAUGAGCAAAGAAUGAUUUAUUUGUUUGGAUCAAGUGAUUUUUCUUUUCAUAUCUAAUUCCUCCUCCUUCGCGCUCUCUCUCACUCGCUCUUUUUCUUUCUCUCCUUUUUUUUGCUUGUAAAUACUUUGAUCUGACCAAUAAGCGAAAACAGGUAGAAGAUAAGAAAAUGUAUUCAACAAAUGCAAAUUGAAUAUAUCAGGUGUGUAUGAGCUGAAUAAUUAAAAUGACAGAUGAUGAAUUUCACCAAGUGUUGUAUAACUAGGUCACGAUUACUUUCAUAGAACAAAACAAUUAUGCAGGUAAAUGAUGGUUAUGAUGUUUAUUGAUUUAAGAUAAUAUGCUUGAUAUGAUCAUGAAUCUGCAUAAAUUUAUGCAAAUGAGAAACUGUAAUUAUGCAUAGAAGAAAAUAUGCAAGAUUUAAUUUUGAUAUAUAUAAUGUAAAAAGAAGGAUAUGCAAUAUUAUUUUUUUGCAGCAGCAAAGUUUAUAUUUGUGCAUUUAUGAUUAUAACUUCCAUAGCAUGUGUAGGAUUAAGUGUUUAAUUGAUGUUAUUCAGCUUUUGUAUCUAUCAUAUAUUUACAUAUAUAUUAUUAUUGUAUGCUGCUUCUGUACCAGCUUUAUGUGAAACAAAAUGUGCUCUAUUUUUAUACAAGUUAUGUAGGCGUAGAAUAGGCAUGGCAAUGUAUAAUGUACUUUGUGUAAUUUAGAAGUAAUUAAGGUUUCUCAUGGGAAAUUAUGUGAUGGUAGCAUUUGGCAUCCCAACAAUGUUUAUUUUGGAAUUGAAAUAUAGUAUGUCCUUAGUAAUUUAAUUCAGGCUUGUCCUAGCGAGAUAUCCGCACUUUAUCCACUCCUUGGGUUGCAGUUCAGUAAGAUGUACAAGUUCAAUUUGCAAGCAUACAUUAAUGAAGUUUGCUUUUGGAUGAUAUUCAUUUCAAAUAAUUUUUUUUUAUUGUUAACCAUCAAGUCAAUUUCAAAAACAUGAGUAGUUGGCAUAUGAACUGUUCUUAAAUGUAUUGAGUUACUUCAAAUAUUGCUGAAGGCCAAGUCCACUCCAACAAUAGGUUGAUUCAAUUUAAAAAGAACAAAUCAAACAAACUUAUGACUGAAAACUUCUUCAAAAUUUAAACAUAUAAGAAUGGUAUCGAAAUUUAGAUAUUUCAAUAUGAUCGUGAAUAAAUUUUGUUGAUCGCGGUUGGACAGCAGUAUAAAAUCAUCAAUAUUGAAACUUGAUAAAUGGAGAGAUUCUUUAUAAUCAAAUCUAUGAAAAUUAAAAUACUGAAAUUUCAUAUAAUGAAAAGAAUAGUAUUUGAAAUCAUCAGCAUUUCCAUUUACAAACUGUAUCACAUUUUGUGUGAAGUUAUACAAAGUUUUAAAAUGCCUUUUUCCAUCCAGUCUGAUGAAAAUGGCAUAGUUUUUUCUCUUUAUUUGAAUAAAGCUAUUGUUGGGUUGAACUCUGCUUUUACUGUGGCCUUAACUGUGUUAAAGAUUUGUCAGGUAAAAUGUAGUGAAACAGUAUUUUUGUUGUUAUUCGUUGUCUUAAAUAUUAAUUAAGAGCAAUGACUCUUGAGGUAUCAUAUGUGUGCUUUUUAGAAGGUGUAUGCCUCCCUUUUCUUGCCUUAUAAACAUGGUCAUUCAUGUUGUUAACUUUUGAAUUUGUGAUCUUUAAAGGAUGUUACGGAAUCUACACAUCAGUAAUACUGUUCCAAGAAAUUUGCUCUAGUGUAAAAGAUUUAUUUAUUUUAAGUGGAAUAUUAACACUACAUCAUGCCGUAAAUGUAAUACCUUAAUACAUUAACCUAAACAUAAUCAUUCUAACUUAGAAGAAAAGAAUUGGAAAGUUAAAUGUGCUGGACCCCUGUUUCAAUACAAUAUUUAUGUUCUUUCUUGAUAAUUUAGUAUACUCUAUGUUACUCUUUCCCCUUUUGAGAGCAAGAUUACCUCCUCUUUUGCAGUUAUAUAAGUUAGAGGGUCUUCAUUUAAAGGACCCUGCACAUGUUCACAUGGUAAGUCACAUAAUAUACUGUAUAGAACACACACAAUCAAAUUCUUCAUUACAUCAUGAAACGUAGAAAUGAGGAAGAGUUGUAAUUUUGAUGACAACUAAAUCAUACUGUCCUGUCUUUUCACAUUAUGAAUUCUUUUGAAUAUAGAAUGGGUUCAGUGGCGAUGCGAAUGCAUCACUGGCCAAACUUGACCCUGGUAUAAUGUUUGUUUCACCCCUUCAAAGGUUGUUUUGGAUGAUUUUUAAAACAUUGUAUUUUGGAAUUUAGAAGUAAAUUUAGGCGCAUGCCUGACCUUUCCUUUAUUUAUUGCAGAUGAAAUAUACAAUAUGCAUCAUAUUAUUCAAAGUAGCUGUAUGAAACAGAAUGUGCAUCUAAUCCGUUGCAUCUACAUAUUAUGUAUUUGAUAACAAAUUCCUUUAAAUGAACAAAUAAGUGCUAUAUUAGAAGAAUGCAGUCUAGUAGAGUGUUUUUCUAUAAAGAUCUCUUAUAAUUUUAUGGCUACCAAUUAUUCAAACUAGUGGCUAAACUUAUUGAUAUAAAAAAGUGACUACAUGUUAUAAAAAUAAAAAUGGUCUUGCCCUUAGAAUAUCAUAAAUAGCGCCAUAUUGACUUUGAAAUAACCAUGCAGCCAUAGUAAAUAAAAUAUUAAACUUUAAGUGUAGAUAGUAGGAUGUCUUAUUUAUUGCUUAGCAAAGUAGAGUAUUUUUUUUUGUGAACGUACAAGGCCAGUCGUACAAGACAAAGUGAUCUUAUGAUCCUGCUAUUAUGUCUAUGAUUUUUCCUUGUCUCUAUUACAAUGUUUACAUGGUAUAUGUAUAUCUAUUAAAUAAAUUGUCAAAUUAUAA
Molecule: messenger RNA, 7976 nt
Organism: Lytechinus pictus (painted urchin)
Lineage: Eukaryota; Metazoa; Echinodermata; Echinoidea; Temnopleuroida; Toxopneustidae
Product: serine/threonine-protein phosphatase 6 regulatory ankyrin repeat subunit A-like
Exons: 26
Coding region: 46-4698 (1550 amino acids)
Biological process (GO): calcium ion transmembrane transport
Cellular component (GO): membrane
Molecular function (GO): protein binding; calcium channel activity
Source: RefSeq, a predicted model, not a curated record